Messenger RNA from Canariomyces notabilis, 966 nucleotides. RefSeq lists its product as uncharacterized. Lineage: Eukaryota; Fungi; Ascomycota; Sordariomycetes; Sordariales; Chaetomiaceae. The record is from RefSeq and is a predicted model, not a curated record. The coding region runs from base 172 to 729 and encodes 185 amino acids. The transcript has a single exon.
UCAAGACAAGUAGGUCUGAAGUACCGGCAACCGUUCUUCGUCGCGAUUUGUAUCGUGAUCGAGCAAGCCGACUUAUGAUUGUCCGCACGCCCAGGCUCUCGUAAGGCCCCAUCCAAAAUCGGGGUUGACCGAGGAUUUGUCCGGUAUCAAGGUUAUCCAUAUGUGCAGUUGAUGCAUCGUGUCUGGCAGUCCUUGACCCCAAAACCGCGUCCCUCGAUCAACAUGCUACAUACAUACCCAGAUAUCCCUCACCCACCUAACACAUCACUAAACGGGGGCAUGAACGUUAAUGCCCGUGAUACCAUGAUCGGCAAAGAUCGACGCAUCCAUCGUUCUCGACUGCCCGACCCCACAGGAUUGGGUGCUUUUUCCGGACUGAUGAAGACGCAGGCCAUCACCAACGCCGUUGUGUCUCCUUCGGGGGAGAGAUUCUUGCGGGGGUUACUCGAGUCCAGACCCUCCGUAGCACCUAGUCAAUCUAUGUCCCAUGUCACGGUACAAUACGCUGACGAAAGUGGAUGUGUCCUUUUCUCGCUCCCAGCUUCCAUCUCGUACACAACAGGGGAGAGGAAGGGCAGACUGCACUCAAUACUCGUCCUUGAGCUCCGACUAUGUCUCGUCUAUACUAGAAACUGUCACACAGAAGCCAACAGACAGGCGGACCGCGGGCAAAGUCAAACCGUUUUCCACCAUCCGUUUUCCAUACCUGUCCCCAUUUUCUUUGCGUAAAUCAUGCUUUCGUCGCGGAGAUGUUUUCCAAUAAAGAAAAAGAGAAGGGUAUAGUGAUAUUAACAUGGAAGACUUUCCGUUUCCGUUUCCCUUCCGUACUCGCUCCCUGAAAGUAAAACAAAACAGCUACAAUCCCAAAAGGGGGCUACUAUAGCGGCAACCAAAUCUCGCUCCCUGGCGAGAGGAUCUCCCCGCGUAUGCCCCGGCCCAGUAGGAAGUAGACAACCAAACCACCAG